AUGACGCGAGGUUCAAGUCCUUGGUGCAAUGUCUUUUCUACCGAUGACUGGGAGAAUUUCGAAUACGCAAGGGAUCUCCUACAUUAUUACCGUGCAGGACCGGGAAACCCAUAUGCACCGACAAUGGGAUGGCUAUGGCUAAAUAGAACGACGGAAUUGCUCUUACACCCUUCAAACGAGGGAGAUGUGUUCUUUAGCUUCGUCCAUGAUGGCGACAUCGCACCAAUGCUCGCUGCACUAAACGUGUUUGACCAGCCGGACGACCUACCAACGACCCAUAUCGCAAGAGACCGCCGUUGGCGAACAUCACAAGUUAUGCCCAUGGGCGGUCGAAUCAUCUUGGAGCGCCUGACUUGCGAGUCGCCAGGGAGGUAUCAGGUAGACAACCCAGCUAACGGCGAGCCGCCUAGCUCAAAAUCGCGUUUCAUUCGCAUCAACAUCAAUGACGGCAUUGUCCCCUUGCCCGAUUGCAAUUCCGGCCCCGAUGCAAGCUGCCCCCUGUCUCAGUUUGCGGAGAGAACUCGCUUGCGAGGCGAGGAGGCUGGUGUUUUUGAGGAUAUCUGCGGCCUUGAAAACUGGGGAAACGGGGGUAUUACUUUCCUUAAACAAGAAUAG
Messenger RNA from Uncinocarpus reesii 1704, 615 nucleotides. RefSeq lists its product as uncharacterized. The transcript is spliced from 2 exons. The record is from RefSeq and is a predicted model, not a curated record. Gene Ontology annotation, cellular component: fungal-type cell wall. Bases 1 to 615 code for a protein of 204 amino acids. Lineage: Eukaryota; Fungi; Ascomycota; Eurotiomycetes; Onygenales; Onygenaceae. Gene Ontology annotation, molecular function: acid phosphatase activity.